Molecule: messenger RNA, 2713 nt
Organism: Archocentrus centrarchus (flier cichlid)
Lineage: Eukaryota; Metazoa; Chordata; Actinopteri; Cichliformes; Cichlidae
Gene: mettl24
Product: methyltransferase like 24
Exons: 5
Coding region: 453-1595 (380 amino acids)
Source: RefSeq, a predicted model, not a curated record
CUCAGUUUGCAGAGCCCUCAGCAGUAACAUGCACACAGUCAUGCAGGCUAGGGCGCACAAAUGUGCAUGUGCAUGUGUAUGUGUUGGUUGAUGAGCAAAGGUGUUCUUGAAUUGUUUGCCUUUCAUUAACUUACCGGUGUUGGUCUAGUGGUGGAUUCUAGCCUUGAAACAAACGUCUGGAGAAGAGAAGAGAAGAGAAGAGAAGAGAAGAGAAGAGAAGAGAAGAGAAGAGAAGAGAAGAGAAGAGAAGGAAGAGAAGAGAAGAGAAGAGAAGAGAAGAGAAGAAGAGAAGAGAAGAGAAGAGAAGAGAAGAGAAGAGAAGAGAAGAGAAGAGAAGAGCUCCUUGACCACAAAGAGAGUCAAAAUGGGAUAGAAGAAGCAAUCAAACUGAAACUCUGAGUUGAGGCACUGGACUAAGGUGAGCCAGAGAGACAAGGAGGACAAAACAGUGGAUGGACAUGGGCAGAGAGCGACUCACUCUGGGAUUGCUGCUGCGUUUGGGCAUUCUGCUCACUGCAGUGUGUGUGUGCAUUCAUAUUUACCUGGAGAGAGGUUGGCAGGGUACCUCAGCACCCUUGGCUUUAGGAGGUCCAACCAAAUCUAAUCAGAAAUGGGGUCAACAGAGCAGAAUGAAACAGGCCUCUGCAGAAGAAGCAGAGGAGCUGGGCAGAAGCGUUAAAAGGAGAAUUUCUUAUGUUCGCAAACUGAAGAAGGACAGUCUGGUUAGGAAGACGGAGGAAGACAGAGAAGGCCCCUCACCACAAUGCUGCCCUUCUCUUCGACUACACAGAAAGACUCCACGGUGGCAUAUAGACCUGGAGCCCUGGGCCAGUGAGAGUCAGUCACUGGAGGAUGAAGCUAAAAGGUUCCUCAGCUACAUCACAACUCCACAAGUAUCAUGCGCAUCAUUACGAGGCAAGAAAGCAGACCGGAAAGGAUCCACUGGGUCAUGGGCUGUGUGCCUGGAUCCCAAUUAUAACCUGAUCCACAGGGUACAGAGCAAACACUGCAGGGUGUACUCUUUUGGGUUAGGAGUGGCUGACUGGUCCCUGGAAAGUUCUCUCGCCCGGUUGGGAUGUGAGGUCCACUGUUUUGAUCCCAGCCUUAAGCAGCCUCACCUGCAGCAAGCUGAAAUGUGGCUUCAUCGCCUUUCUGUAGAUUGGAGGGAUCCCAGCCCGGCCGUUGUUGCCCAGCGUCAGUAUGCCAACACAAAGAAACUAGCCACCAUACUUAAUGACUUUGGACACAGAGAGGUGGAUGUACUGAAAGCAGAUAUGGAGAGUGCAGAAUGGAAGAUUUUGGAAAAUUUGAUCCUCGAAGGAGUCCUGGACUCAGUGGGACAGCUGCUGCUGGAGCUUCACCUGCACUGGGCAGGCUUUGAGGUGGGAGGCGAUGAGCCAUCUGUGGUGCGGUACUGGUACAGCCUGCUGAAGGAGCUUGAACACUCCAACUUCAACCUCUUCCAUGUCCACAGCGACCCUGCCAAACCUCACCUCUUUCUACAUAAGAAUGUUCUUAAUGCCAGCAGUGCUUACACCUUGAGCUGGGUGAACACGCAGUGGAAACCCUUAGGGAAGCCAGAUAAAAAUAAAUAACUGUUAUAUUGACUAUAACUGAUAACUGAAGAUCUGAAUGUUUAACAUGGACUUUCUAGAGUUCUCAAACACACUGUUCUCAUCUGGCCUGACCUUUGUACUAAAUACUGUCUGCUGUUAGUGCUACCCCGCAGCCUCCUGGCAGUAGAAUCUUGAGGUGGCACAAAAUCCCCUGGAAGCACAUGUUCUAGAACACAUAAUUACCAGGUCUCAGUAGAUCUUGACCUCUGACCUUUACCUAAGGUCAAGGUCACCAAGAUUCAUCUUUAGUAGAUGCAUCUAUGGUGUGAAUUUGAACAUCCUAGGUCACAUCAUUCCUGAGGUAUUGUGUUCUCAAAGCUGAAAGUUGUCUGCCUGCCUGCCGGGCGGGGUGACAAUACCCCAUCAGCCUUUUUAGGGUGAGGGGUAAAGGGGAAAAAAAAAAAAAAAGAAAAAAAUCCUGCUCCUACUUAACCUUCUGGUCUUCCUCUGCUGGCCUGUGAUGACCUCAGCCAAGUAGGCAGCGUAAUUGCCUCCAGAGGGUCUGUGUUCUACCUCAUAGUGGCUGUGUUACUGGCUGCAGGCAAGCCUCUGAGUCACAGUCACAAUCAUCAAGAUCCUAUCUAAGCCUGGCCCAUAGCCAGACGAUCCUACCUGACAGUAAACAGCAGAGGUCCAGAGAUAAAUUAUGAAUUCAAGGAAGUGGAUACAGUGUUACAGGGUCACUGACACUGAGUGAAUAUUUUAAGGAGGAUGUGAAGUAGUAGUUUCCAUGCAUUGUCAAAUAUGACAAUAAUGUGAUAAAUGGGACUGUACACUAGUACAGAGUGUGCUUGUUGGCUAUUCAAAGGUGGGCAUUUAUGCAAGUAACAGUAAAACAUAUAUAAUUCCAUUGUUUCUGGGGUUAAAAUAGAAAAGAACAAUUCAGGUGCACAAUGGGUCUGUUUCUUUCCUCCAUCAGUUUUCUUGUGUUAACUGGCUUUACUCCAUUGUCUCUGCAGCACUACAACACUGCCAACAGUCUGAAAAUGUAGCACUUAAAAAAUAAAAAUAACACAUUAUUCAGUUAUUGUAAUUUCCAAACCUUUUGAUGAUGAACUGAAUUGGAUUUCUCAUGAUUCUGAGUUGAAAGAAUAAAU